AUGUCGUCUUCUCCGCCUGCAGGCUCGAGCCCACCUCCAUCACCCCCGCAGAUCCUCUUCGACGAGGGAGACGUCGAGCGACAACUAGCCUGGCACCAGAACCGACUCCAAUCGCGCCUCGACGCACACCAGAGACGGAUCGUCGCGGACCUUGCCCGAUUCCACCGCUCCGAUCUCUACCAGCUCAGCGCCGUCCGAGUCGUCGGAGGCCACCACACCCGCCCCGAGUUCUUGUCCGAGCUGUUCGGGCCGCUCCUCGGCGAUGGACAGGAACGGACGCUGCCAGAGAUCUUCCGACGUUCGGACGAGCUGCAUGACAAACUAGCCAAGCUCGGCAUCUUCUCCCACCUCCAAGUAUCUCUAGCGGCCUCCAAGGACGACCCACGCGGGAUCGAGGCCCUCGUCAAUGUCGUCGAGCGUGGCCGGUUCUUUCUCAAGACCUCAACCGAUGUCGGCAAUGGCGAGGGCGCCCUGACCGGCCUCGCCCGCGCCAGGAACGUCUUCGGCCGCGCCGAAGUCUUCGAGGCUACCGUCGGCCUGGGAAACAAAACUCGGGCUAGCGGCCAGGUCCGGGCCGAGGCUCCGCUUCUGGCCGCCAGGGCACGUGCCGAACUGGCCGUCAACGCUUGCGAACGUGACCACAGUGGAUUCGCGAGCUGCAACGAAACAAUCAAGGGAGUAGCUGCCAAACUGAAGACUGAGACCGGCUAUGGGGCUCAUGAACUGAGCUAUGAGUUGACCACACGCGCAAUCGGCAGUCUACUCCCGGGUGCAUCUGAUAGCAUUCGACAGGCAGCGGCUGCUGGCCCUAAUCUGAAGUCAGCCGUCUCGUUAUCUUGGUUCCGAGAUACACGAGACCGGUCGGUGUUUCCUACACAAGGGUCUCUGCUCAAAGUAGUACAGGAGUACGCCGGUCUCUUUGGGCAGGCCAACUACAUGAAAUCGACAGUCGAAUCCGCAAUUUCUCGUCCUCUUUUUAAUACCCCCACUAUUGUUUCUCUGGGCUUCCAAUGUGGUUUGAUGCACCCGCUCGGAGGAAGAGCGAUUCCGUUUAACGACCGAUUCCAGUUAGGAGGCCCAACAAAUGUGCGGAUGUUUCAGAUGAAUAGCCUAGGACCCAAAGAUCAUGACUAUUUGGGAGGUGAGAAGUAUUGGGCCGCUGGGCUGAGUGUGUUGGCCCCUGUACCAGGCAAGGCGCAGUGGCCUCUCAAACUACACGGCUUUAUCAACGCCGGCAGCCUGUUCAACGACUGGCAAACAAUCAAGUCCCAGAAACCCUCGAUAGGCAUCGGCCUCGGCCUGGUCGGUAGCAUCCAAGACGUGCGUGCGGAAGCUAACGUUGGGAUGCCGUUGGUUGCACAGAAAGGCGAUGGUGCUCGCCGAGGCCUCCAAGUUGGCCUCGGCAUCGGCUUCCUCUCUUGA
This is a messenger RNA of Puccinia triticina, 1422 nucleotides long. RefSeq lists its product as uncharacterized. NCBI's taxonomy places the organism in Eukaryota, Fungi, Basidiomycota, Pucciniomycetes, Pucciniales, Pucciniaceae. The transcript is spliced from 7 exons. Gene Ontology annotation, cellular component: SAM complex; outer membrane. Bases 1 to 1422 code for a protein of 473 amino acids. The record is from RefSeq and is a predicted model, not a curated record. Gene Ontology annotation, biological process: protein insertion into mitochondrial outer membrane.